AUCCAUAUUCCAUAGACUCCAUACCUUAAACUCAUAAUCGUCCUCCCAUUUCCUUCUAAAAAUGUUUUCCUCACACUUCACCUUCUCCAUCUGCCUUCUAACCUUUGCUUUCUUUCUACAAACCACUUUUGGAGCUAGCCCUAUCUUCCAUAUUUGUUCAAGUUCUGCUGGGAACUUCGCCUCCAAUAGCUCAUAUGAAUUAAACCUCAACAAUCUCUUGGGAAAUCUUUACAACCAAACCCCUCCACAGGGUUUUGGUCUCAUUUCAGUUGGUAUUUCUCCAAACCAAGCUUAUGGGCUUUCACUUUGUAGAGGUGAUCUUAGUGCCACAGAUUGCCAGACUUGUGUUAAUGAGGCUAGCAGUGAAAUUCCUCUCCUCUGCCCGUAUAAUAAAGGUGCAAUUAUAUGGUACGAUAAUUGUCUUUUGAAGUACUUGAACACUGACUUCUUUCACCAAAUUGAUAAUCAAAACCAGUUCUCAAUGUGGAACCCUCAAAACGCCAGCAAUUCCACAACAUUUACCAAUCAAACAAGCGAGUUCUUGACCCUUCUAGCUGUAGAAGCAACACUCACCCCAGAACUCUAUGCAGUUGGAGAACUAGACGUAGCAGUUGGUGGUUCAAAUAAGCUCUAUGGUUUGGUACAAUGAACCAGGGAUCUUUCUAACAGUGAUUGCUUCAAAUGUCUUGACGGUAUAAUUGGUGAACUUCCGAAUUGUUGUAAUGGUAAAAUUGGAGGAAGAGUUGUCACUGGGAGUUGCAACAUAAGAUAUGAGAUUUACCCUUUCUUUAGUUUUUAGGUAAUAUGUGUAAAAUUCUUCUAAAAACAAAAGGUAAUAUGCAAUAUGCGUAAAAUAAUAAGUGUUGGUUGUAUAAAAACGUUUAUGAUUUUCCAUUUUGCAAAAAAAAUGCAGUAUUAACAGCUGCUUUGCAUUGGCUGCAUGUUUCAAACUGUUGUUGAAAUAUUGAAUAAA
Messenger RNA from Quercus robur (English oak), 973 nucleotides. Its product is annotated as cysteine-rich repeat secretory protein 38-like. The record is from RefSeq and is a predicted model, not a curated record. The transcript has a single exon. Lineage: Eukaryota; Viridiplantae; Streptophyta; Magnoliopsida; Fagales; Fagaceae. The coding region runs from base 62 to 649 and encodes 195 amino acids.